CGUCCGUCCACGCGCGCCGGAAGGGGUGGGCCGCCGCCGCCGCCGCCGCGCACCAUGGCCUCCCGCGGGUUGCUGGGCAUCCUCCUCCUCUCGGCCGUGCCCCUGCUGUGCGUGGCGCUGCGACGCGCGACCCCGGAGUUCGGAAUUAAAGAUAUAAUUUUGCUCUGUGGCCGGAUUUUCUUACUGCUUGCUCUUCUUACGUUAAUUAUUUCUGUGACUACCUCAUGGCUGAACUCUUUUAAAUCUUCUCCAGUUUAUCUGAAAGGAGAAGAGGAGGAGAAUGAGAAAAGGCAAAAACUUGUGAGGAAAAAGCAACAAGAGGCUCAGGGUGAGAAGGCCAGCAGAUAUCGAGAGACUGUUUUAAAACCUCAGCAGGAAAUGAAAUUAAGAAAACUGGAGGAGCGCUUUUAUCAGAUGGCCGGUGAAGCCUGGAAGCUGAGCACUGGCCUUAAGCUCAGGGGUAAUGAAGAUCUGAUGCAUGAAAAUAAGAGCCAGACAUCUUUUGAAACAUCAAACAGAGAAGCAGCAAGGAAACGUAACUUGCCUGAACCUUCAAUCAGAAUUUCAUCACCUAUUGGACAAUCCACACAAAAGAAGGUUCUUGAAUUACCCGAAGAACCUCCUGAAACAGCUGAAGAAGCGGUCACCAUUGCUCUCCGCUGUCCAGGUGGACGCACCCCACGGAGGCGGUUCCUCAAGUCCUGCAGUUCACAGGUCUUACUUGACUGGAUGGCGAAAGUUGGCUACCACACUUCCCUCUACAGUCUCUCCACCUCUUUUCCUCGAAGAGCCUUGCAAGUGGACGAGGGCUGGUCGCUGUGGGACGUGGGGAUAACUGUGGACACCGUCCUCAAUGUGGAGAAGAAGGUGCAGAGUGAAGAGUGACCGUUCUUCAGCAGACGCCCUAGGCCGUGAACUUACGGGCUAAUAAAGGAUCCACCUUUGACUUGUGGCAGAUGCGUUAGCUCCUGCAGCUCACCAGGGAGAGAGGAAUGAGGGGUUAGGAAAGGGUGGCUGUAGGGGCGCAGUACAGUGGGUGGGGCUCUGGCCUUGCAUGCACCCACUGGCUUUAAUCCCCAGCACCCUCUGAUCCCCUGAGCCCCACCAGGCUGAUCCCUGAGCACUGAGCCAGGAGAAAUUUAAAAAAUACUAGAAAGGCUUGCCAUUCCACGCCUUGCCAGCCUGAUCCUGCAUAUAAUCUCGUAAUCAUGUAAUCUUGUAAUUGGUUCAAGUGCAUUUUACAGUGUUUGGGGGAAUGUGUGCUGAGGUGAGGAGAUUAAUUAUUAGAUCUUAAUUUGAUUAAUUGAAUGUUUUGGUCUCCAACAUGUGUUUUCCAGAGGAUCUCAGGGAUCAGUAACUGCCACCUCUUCAGUUAGUCGUUUCCCACUUAACAUUAAACAAUUUUAGCUCUUCAGAGUCUCCGAGAAGGGAUAUUUAUUCUCUAGGCCAACCACCUUGGCUAUACCGUAAUGAGAGAUUUGGGUCAGAAAAACUCCCGUUCCCCCUUCCCCAAGCCCAGCAAAUCAUUCCUGGACUUUGACAGAUUACGUUAAAAUAAACUUACAUUUUGGGGAAAUUUCAUUUGUGGUAAAUAAUUAGGACAAGAAACUUCCAGGACAUUUUCCCCAGGAUGAGGGCGUCCUUUUGCAUGACCAGUUUUUUCUGGCAGGUUUCCGAACUACUGAUCUUUGUUCAUCAGGAUUCUGUUCAGAGAUUCAGCAAGCUUCCACUGGUAUUUGAAACAGACUCCAAUAUAAAUAGGGAUCAAAACUGA
Molecule: messenger RNA, 1774 nt
Organism: Sorex araneus (European shrew)
Lineage: Eukaryota; Metazoa; Chordata; Mammalia; Eulipotyphla; Soricidae
Gene: UBXN8
Product: UBX domain protein 8
Exons: 8
Coding region: 55-885 (276 amino acids)
Cellular component (GO): endoplasmic reticulum; nucleus
Molecular function (GO): ubiquitin binding
Source: RefSeq, a predicted model, not a curated record